This is a messenger RNA of Acromyrmex echinatior (Panamanian leafcutter ant), 1551 nucleotides long. RefSeq names its product aurora kinase C. Lineage: Eukaryota; Metazoa; Arthropoda; Insecta; Hymenoptera; Formicidae. Gene Ontology annotation, biological process: protein phosphorylation. The record is from RefSeq and is a predicted model, not a curated record. Gene Ontology annotation, molecular function: ATP binding; protein kinase activity.
UUUCGAAAAACCGUUUAAAGAUGCUGUAGAUGUUCACGGUUUCUCGCCGUAGUGAUGUUACUCUUGUCUGUUUUUAAUUGUACUGACCUUUGCUAGCAUUCUAGAAGUGGGUAAGUAGUUAGAAGAAGAUAAUAUUAAGGAAGAGAAGAAAAAGAUUUCUUCAUUUUGUUACAUCUUGUUGAAAAAAAUCAGAAAUUUCAAUUUUUUGAAAUGGACCAAGAAAACGAUAAGACUCAUCAUCAAUCAGCUACACAUACAUUGAAAGCAAUUAGCAGUUUGAAAUCCUUACAUAUUUCCAAAACAUUUGCAACAGACAUUGUUCAAUCGAAAAUUGCGGAAAGUGUGACUACUAUUAGUGAUAAGGAAAAUACCUAUAAAGAUUGCUCAACAAAUAUCAUAAAUAAAAAUGAGUGUAAAGAGACUGCAAAGAAGUUUACAGAAUUGAUGCCACCGCCUAAAUUACCAGUAGCAUGUAAAUCGGUAGACUCUAUUCAGCAAAUGUCUAAUAGUGAAAAUAAUGUGAAAGUAAGAGAUAACAAAAGUGAAAUGAUCCAAAAAGAUUCAGAUACAGAAAUGAGUGGUUCAAGUAAGGAAAGUGAAAGUAAAAAAAAAUGGGUACUGACAGAUUUUGACAUUGGCCGGCCUCUAGGUAAAGGAAAAUUUGGUAAUGUAUACUUGGCCAGAGAAAAAAGAUCAAAAUUUAUAAUAGCCAUGAAAGUACUUUAUAGAUCACAAAUAGAAGACGCACAAAUUUUACAUCAAGUACGAAGAGAAAUAGAAAUUCAAACCCAUUUGAGACAUCCAAAUAUUUUGAGAAUGUAUGGAUAUUUCUAUGACCCCAAGCGAAUUUAUUUAAUAUUGGAAUAUGCACCAAAAGGGGAACUUUAUAAAGAACUGCAUAAUCAACCUAAUAAACGUUUUGAUGAAGUAAGAACAGCCACUUAUGUAGCCCAAUUAGCAGAUGCGUUAAAAUAUUGUCACAGCAAGAGCGUUAUUCAUCGUGAUAUUAAACCUGAGAAUUUACUUCUUGGAAUUAAUGGAGAAUUAAAAAUAGCUGACUUCGGAUGGUCGGUGCAUGCUCCUUCAUCUCGAAGGGAUACUCUAUGUGGAACUUUAGAUUACUUGCCACCUGAAAUGGUUUCCGGAAAAACACAUAAUCAUACAGUCGACUUUUGGAGUGUUGGAGUAUUAUGUUACGAGUGUUUAGUUGGAAAGCCUCCUUUCUAUGCAACAACCAAUGAUGAAACCUAUGUAAACAUAAAAAGAUUACGGUAUAAUUUUCCGAAUUUCGUUAGUGAAGAUGCAAAAGAUUUAAUUUCGAAGUUGAUAGUUAUUGAACCUGAAAAGAGAUUGGAUAUGGACGGCGUUCUUGCGCAUACUUGGAUUGUGAACAAUCGAAAAGUGGAUACAGCACAAGAUUUUUUAAAUCAUAAAUAAUGUAAUUAUAAAAACUUUCUUGAAUGUAUUGCAAUUGUGCAUAUAUGUUCACAAUAUAAAACGAAUUUAUUGUAAUUUUGAACUCAAUAAUAUCACCAGAGAAAUGAUAAUGCA